Dicrocoelium dendriticum is the source of this 1654-nucleotide messenger RNA. NCBI's taxonomy places the organism in Eukaryota, Metazoa, Platyhelminthes, Trematoda, Plagiorchiida, Dicrocoeliidae. The record is from the annotation of a GenBank genome assembly.
CGUGCACUAACUUUAAGCAGUUUUCGUGCGAUAAGUUUGCAUGUGGCAUUUUGAGUAUUUUUCACUUGGUGUCUCGUUUUCUAUACCAUAUGUCGACUUCAAUGUCGAGCACUAACGGUUACCAGGAAAAUGACGAUCUACCAAACGGAACCUCCAUUAAUGGGCUGAUAACUGACCUACCAAUUCCAGACUCCGGUGAUCCAGAGUUAUUUGAUCCCGAUUGUGAUCCAUCCCACCCGGUUCGCAUUAACUAUCAGGAUGUAGCAGCAGCUCACUACAGAAUUCACCGGGGAAUCGAAUGUACCCCAUGCAAAAACUCCAAGCUGUCAAAGGCGAUCGAUGUCCAUUUAUAUUUGAAAAUGGAUUUUCUCCAGGUCACAGGAAGCUUUAAAGAACGUGGGGCACGAAACUAUCUUUCAUUGAUUCCACAGACGGGUAGAAAACGCGGUGUUAUCACUUCGAGUGCCGGUAAUCACGCUCAGGCACUCGGAUACCACGGAAGGGAACUCGGUAUACCAGUGACUGUGGUCAUGCCAACACGUGCCCCCAUGAUGAAAGUGGAAAACUGCGUCGCACUUGGAGCGAAUGUGAUUUUAAAAGGAAUCGACAUGAGUGAGGCGAAACCAUACGCCAUGAAGGUUGGCAAGGUGAAUAACAUUCCCUAUUGUGACGGAUACGAUCAUCCUGCAAUCAUAGCUGGCCAAGGAACGGUUGCUCUGGAGAUAUUGGAGCAGGUGCCAAAUGUUGAUGCUAUCAUUGUGCCCGUUGGCGGUGGUGGAUUGAUUGCUGGUGUAGCUGCUGCAGUCAAAGAGCUCAGGCCCGAGGUUAAGGGUGUUGAACCUGACCGAAGUGCCGCUUUCUCCGCCUCCCUGAAAUGUGGGAAACCGUUUUACGUCCCUUCUGAACAAACCAUAGCUGACGGCCUUGCUGUUUCAGCAGUCGGGGUGAACGCAUUGCAUACCUGUUUGGGUCUGAUAGACAAAAUGAUCCAGGUGGAUGAAGCCAGCAUCCAUCGAGCAAUUGUUCGACUGUUGGAGGUGGAAAAGUUCGUCGUUGAAGGAGGCGGAGCGGCAUCAGUGGCUGUGUUUAUGGCUGAUCUCGUGCCAGAGUUAAAGGGGAAAAGGGUUGUGUCAAUUCUCACUGGUGGAAAUAUUGAUACCACAAUUCUUGGACGAGUACUUGAACGUGGGUUGGCCUUCGAGGGCCGCAUGUGCAGAUUCACAGUCCUGGUAUCCGACAGACCAGGAGGCAUUGCUGAAUUGUGCGGCUUAUUGGGAGGUCUCGGGGUCAGUAUCAAGGAUAUUUUUCAUGAACGUGCAUGGAUUCACUCCAGCGUAUACAACGUGCAAGUGAAACUGGUAUGCGAGACGCGAGACGCAAACCACGCGGCCGAAUUGGAACGAGUGCUCAGGCAGCACUACGAUCAUGUGGUUUGGGGAGCCAGUGCGGUUUGACAAGACUAGCGGACUGAAACCUAUCCGCGUUGCUCAUAUUUUCAUUCCCUUUUGAUUAUCUGCUGAAAAUUGUACUUUGCAAUCACUCCAUUCUGAAUUACCACCCUGAGGCCCUGCGGUAUACCCCACUGUCUUCCAAUUUGAUCUAAUUCUUUUUAUGGUCCAUGAUCAGAUGUACCUAAUAAUUGGCAUUUCAUUCC